UGAAAUUUUCCUGUACAAAAGUCCGAAUCAUUGAGGUUUGGUUCGGGUUUUCAGUGCACAUUUUUAUUUGAACAAUAUUUAUGAUAAGUCCUGAACAUUGAGUGUGUGAAGACAGAGCAAGAUGGCUCACUUUAGUUAUAGAAUAUACUUAUUGAGUGCCUUAGUGCUGCUAGUUGGCACGGCGACGUGGGGGCAUGCCGAGGAAGAUGACUCCGCCGACGGAGUCACUGUUGAGACUGUAGAAGAGGACCAAUACUUGUAUAAAACGCCUACUAUAGACCCAAAGAAAGUGUACCUGGCGGAGCAUUUUGACAAUGAAGAGGCGUUCAAGAAGAAAUGGAUCAAGUCUGAAGCCAAGAAACAGGGUGUUGAUGAGAACAUUGCUAAGUAUGAUGGAAAAUGGGAGAUCCAAGCCCCAUCCCGAAAGAUCCUGAAGGAUGAUCUAGGCUUAGUGCUCACAACAGAAGCUAAGCAUGCUGCCAUUUCUACCCUACUGGACAAACCGUUUGAGUUCAAGGAUAAACCUUUGGUUGUGCAAUAUGAAGUUACUAUGCAGGAAGGUCAAAACUGUGGCGGAGCGUACAUAAAGCUACUCUCAAAAGGCACCGACACGAAGGCCGACCUCCGCAAAUUCUACGACCAAACACCGUACACGAUCAUGUUUGGGCCAGACAAAUGCGGCAAUGACAAUAAGUUGCAUUUCAUCUUUCGUCACCAGAAUCCGAUAAACGGUACGUUUGAGGAGAAGCACAGCAAGAAACCCAGCAAACGCAUAGACGAAUUCUACACGGACAAGGAACCCCAUCUAUACACCCUUAUCGUGCGUCCGGACAACACAUUUACCAUACUCGUGGACAACAAGGAAGUGAACUCUGGCUCGCUGCUAGAGGACUUCACUCCCCCCGUUAACCCUCCCGAGGAAAUCGAUGACCCUGAAGACAAGAAGCCUGACGAUUGGGAUGAGAGAGAGAAGAUUGUGGACCCGUCAGCGACAAAACCAGACGACUGGGACGAGGAUGCGCCGGCGCAGAUAAUUGACUCCAAUGCGGUCAAGCCUGACGGGUGGCUUGACGACGAGCCGGAAAUGAUUCCGGACCCGGAGGCGAAGAAACCAGAAGACUGGGACGAGGAUAUGGAUGGCGAGUGGGAGCCUCCGCUCAUCGACAAUCCCGCCUGCAAGGCCGCGGCCGGCUGCGGCGUCUGGAUGCCUCCCAAGAUCGCCAAUCCCGCUUACAAGGGUCUCUGGCGCGCGCCGUUGAUCGCCAACCCCAACUACAAAGGCAAGUGGACCCCGCGUCGUAUCCCCAACCCGAACUACUUCAAGGACGAUAAGCCAUUCCGCAUGACCCCUAUCCACGCUGUGGGCUUCGAGCUGUGGUCCAUGUCGCCACGGCUGCUUUUCGACAACCUGGUGAUCACCGACGACGAAGCCGUCGCAUCCGACUGGGCCCACCAGACCUUUGCUUUGAAACGCGCCAAGAUGUCUCGUGACUCCGACUCGUUCGUGGACCGCGCGGUGAAGUUUGCGGGAGACAACCCGUGGAUCUAUGCCGUUGUCAUUCUCAUCGGAUUUGCGUUCAUUGGCCUCAUUGUAUACAUCUGCUGCGGACCUAAAUCAGACUCGGACGCUGACAUUAAAAAGACUGACGCUUUCGUUGAGGACGAUCAACACAUCUCGGAGGGAGAGGCGGAAGCGGAAGGCGAGGCGGAGCCUGAAGAGGUGCCGGAACGACUCAGCAAAGCGGACCUGGAAGGACCGGAAGUGGAACCCGAUUCCACUGAUACAACUCCACUUGUCGACACAGAGGGCGCUGGCGACGGGCAGCGGAAACGGAAGCCGCGCAAGGAGUAAGCGGCAAGUUAGUCUUAGAGGGUAGACGGUAGCAAUCUCGUUAAUUGCUUUUUAUCUACAUAUUUCCUUUUAUAUAAUACAACGUAGACGCAAUGUAUGUAACCUGUGCAUUCGGAUUGCUGCUUAGGUUCAUAGGGAUCUUAUUAUAUAAGCAAUUCUUUUGCAUCACGAAUGCAUAAUAUUUAUGGGGAUAUUUUUCCAUGACCCAAUACCUCAUAACUUGGCAUUCCUAUUAUUAGAAUUAAUUAGCUUUUGCAUAACGACUUAUGGAAAUGUAUACAACAUUUUUUUUGUUAUGCAAGGCUGUAAAGUUGUUGUUUGACGCUAAUGCUAGUAUUGAAACCAGCGAGGGUUUCAAGACACGAGACGCAAAACAACUUUGCUGCCGAGCGAAACACACAACUUUUCACCUCACUAUAGCGAGGACAAUGGUAGAUGAAAGAUAAACAGUUGCACUAUAAUUGUAAGUCAAUGGUUGCACUAUAACAAGUCAGUUUAGUUUUUCGACGAAUUAUAAUAAUUUAAUAAACAAAUUUAGUUAUUAUUGUCAAUUGAAUGUCAACAAUAAUAAGAAUAAAAUCACAACAAAUCGCGUAGUUGAACGUGUCAUUAUGAUUUUUUUUCAUCGAAAGAAAGAGUUAGGUGCACCACAGUCUAUCGUCAAGUUUGAAUUUCAAAACCCUUUUCCACGCUAACGUGGUAACAACGCUUUUGCGCGCAGAUUUCUUAUGAGAAGAAAGCCUUUCCGAGCUAGUGAAAAUAUUAUUUAUUUGGUUUCAUUUUCUUAUGACUAAUGAAAAAGUAAAUCUUAAUACUAAACAUUGAGAUCCAAAAUGGUGUUCACUCGGCAUUUGUCUUGGAUGUUGUACAUGAAAAACAGCUUGACGUUGAUAUUCUGCUGUGAUUGAAUUUUUGAAUAACUUUGUUGUUUGAUAAUUAUUACAUUGGAGAACAAUAACAAAAUUUCUGUAUUAUACUAAAUUUGUUACACGAAAAAUGUGUAAUUUGGUCGAUUUUCGCCAUCACAAUUCAAAAUGGUUUUGACACAACCUGAAGCCACUUGUCAAAAUUGUGUUACAAUUUUACAAAGAUGUGACCUAGUAACUACAACUCGCAUUCAAUAACCCCGUUAUACUUUAAUAGAAAGUCUUCUAUCAGUACAAAUUAAUUUAUUUCUUUGUGUUAAACAGCUUAUAAAGUCGGUAUACAAAGUUUUCAGUAUACUACAAUACAAACUUACGAAUAUGUAAAGUAUUUUUUCUUUUAUUAAACUGUAAUUAGUAGUAUUGUAACUUGUUUAAUGUAAAUUUCAACAUUUGUAAUACAUGGUCCUGUUGACACAGCUUUGUAUAAGUGAUAGUUGAUGAACCAAAAUUGUUUGUUAUAUCAAUAGGAAUGUCGGGUUCAAGAUUUUUGGGUUAUUAGAAAAUAAUCUUGUAUAAAGACAGACUUCAGAAGGAUGGUAUGUUUGGUACAUCGAUAAGUGAGGUUGGGUUAAGUUUUAAUUUUAUUUAUUUCACAAAGAUAAAUCUUAGGUAGAAGUGUUAGGGAUACGUUUUAACAUUCAUAAAAGAGAAGCCAACACAAACUUGUGUUAAGAAUAAUUAGUAACCAAACAAAUCAUCCAGAAGAAGCUGUAUACAAAAUGUAAUAUAAUUCUUUGCCUUUGACGUUUUAUAUAAAAACAGGGAUGUAGAAUUAUAUAUAACUCCUUCUAGCGUGUCUGUUCCUACCCUCUUACAAAAUUUUAGUAAAAUUCAACCUUAUUUGUAUUUUGGCCUUAGUUUGGAUUUAAAAUUUCGAAUUUCUUUACUACCAAAGACUGUACAUUCUGUGGCCGUAAUAACCAUAUACCAUAUCAUAUUAGUUACCUAUGUCACUAUAGGCAAGACGUCGCAAACGGCAGUGCCAGGCAUUAAAAAUAUCUCUAAGAUACGAUACAUUUACACGACGCUGAAAUUCAGCCGCUUAAUUUGUACCUUCCAACUAUUUUUCCUAUAGAGUUGAACUCUGGAAGGACUGCAAUCUCUGAUUGGAGGAGAUUGGAAGUGCCGAAAUUAUGCUGUUGAAUUGCGGGUAAACGGAGCUGAAAAAAAAACGCAUCUAAACUACCGAUUUAAAUAUUCGCUCGAGUGUGCUUUGUUGAAAUUGCAUUGCAAGUAACAUAUUGCUCAUUUUGGUGCUACGUUGACGUAAUUGUAGUUUUGGCAAAAUAAAAAUUACACAUCUGUAUUUGCACUACUUAAUUUGAAUCUGUUCUACGCCUUUGCCUUUUUUGUUGUUGUUAGUUAUAAAGUUCUCGACUGAAGGACUUUGUAUCCAGGUCGUGCAAUAAAAUAUAAAAAAAAUAUAAUAAUGUUUGAAGAAAAAUUAAAUUCAUGUAUAUUGUAAAAAUGCACAGUUUAAAUUGCACACGUCAUAAAUUUGAAAUAAAAUUAAAA
Molecule: messenger RNA, 4293 nt
Organism: Hyposmocoma kahamanoa
Lineage: Eukaryota; Metazoa; Arthropoda; Insecta; Lepidoptera; Cosmopterigidae
Gene: Cnx99A
Product: calnexin
Exons: 13
Coding region: 122-1852 (576 amino acids)
Biological process (GO): protein folding
Cellular component (GO): endoplasmic reticulum membrane; endoplasmic reticulum
Molecular function (GO): calcium ion binding
Source: RefSeq, a predicted model, not a curated record